CACGACCAUUGUAUGGCAAAUAUAAUACUGAGAGUAAAAUUCUUCUACUAAACCUCUAUAAACGCUGAAAGGUAGUCGUCACGAGGUGUCAUUGGUCAGUACCUACGAGAAAGAAGGGUUAACCAUGAAGCUCCUUUGUCUUGGACUAGUGUUAAGUGUUGUUCUUCACAUUGUUUGUGCACAAUGCCCGUGGUCACGUGAGUUAGUGGACCUUCACGCCGAUUGUAUCUGCGCCUAUAACAGUGUACAAAGGCUUUCUGUGCAAUGUAGUCCAGUGAACUUCACUCGUUUAAUGGCAGCCUUGCAACAAACAGUGCAGAACAUCCCCAUAGACCUACUCUACGUUAACAACGCCACAGUACCCUCUUUAUCUGAUGGCACGUUUCGUAAUCUUGACAUACAAAGUCUUCACUUAGCCUAUUCAAAGAUUACAAAUAUAUCAAACAAAGCAUUCGAAGGACUGGAGCGAAGUUUGACUAGUCUGAAUCUCGAGGGAAAUCGUUUAAUCCAAGUGCCCGUGGACCAGAUAGGAAGACUGACUUCUUUGAAACAACUAGAUCUCUCCAACAAUAGAAUCUCUUUCGUCCCUGAUGGUGCUUUCCAGAAUCUUCAACUGGUCACCUUAAAGUUGACCGACAAUGAGUUGAACGUCUCGAAAGAAGCCUUUCGCGGUCUCGAGGGAACCCUGAAAAACUUGAAUCUUCGUGAUAAUGGUUUAGAAGUACUACCGACCGCAAUAAAAAACCUUGAGGCGUUGGCUUUCCUUGAUUUAGGGCAAAACAAAAUUUCUCGUUUGGAGUCUGGAUUCUUCGAAAAAAUGUUCAGUUUGACAGCCAUAAAUCUGGAAAGAAACAGAGUUAGCAAGGUGGAGAGCGCAGCUUUCCACGGCGUAAAUGUUUCCUUGAGUUCAUUGUCUUUGCUGAGUAACCUGAUUGAAGAAUUUCCUUCCGAUCUUCUAUCUAUCCUCACUGAACUCAGGGUACUUGACCUGGGAUUUAACAAAAUUCAAGAGUUGCCUGUGGAUGCCUUUAAGUACAUUCCUUACCUCACUUUACUUGCUUUAGACGGUAAUCCACUUGAGACAAUUCCCCUGGCGGCGUUUAGACAUCUUAAUUCUACUCUAAGAGGAUUGAGUAUUGGAGGACUUUAUCUGAAGUGUGACUGUCGAAUUCGAUGGGUUGCACAGUGGAUUCAAAAGUAUGACCUUCAAGUGACAAGUCGAGAAAGGAAUCCUCAAUUUUGUGGAGAGCCAGACUCCCUCAAGCGUCGGAAAUUCACACAGAUAAAUCCAAAUGAGUUUGUCUGUGACAGUGAAACACUAAUUACUACUAUUGUACUGCCCACAGGAACUAAUACAAUUCCAUCUGAAGCCCCGACAUUCACUUCACCUGUUGGUCAAAACAGUAACAAGGGCUCAAAAAAACUACCGGGUUUCUCUGUAUCCCUCCAAGAUGCAGAUCGUUCUUCUACAGCAAAAAACGGCAGAAUUGCUGAAAUCGUUUCUCUAUCGUUUGAGAAAACUUCUACUACACCUUCUACCUUUACUACAGCAGUUGGGAUUACCAAGACAUUGACUUCGUCAUCACCAGAUCUCGCACAAGGUGACAUAGACAUUUUGGAUGCGUACAGAAAGGGAUCUUCAGCCGUUAUAGAAUGGAAACCUAAACCUUCUAGCUCUUCUAGAGUUCGUGUUGUUCAUAGAUAUUUCGGAGAGAAAGAGUUCCAGUACAGUCCCUUGUUAGAAUAUGGAAAGAAACGAUAUGUGGUUUCAGACCUUCUGGAAGACGCGUGUAUAGUAAUCUGCGUUACAACAAUAGAGAGCGUUUCUAACUUAAGCGAAGACUUAAUUCCUAGUAGUCAGUGUCGAGAGAUAAAGAACAAUCCAUACAGAGCAGCCGAAUUGGAUAAAAUUGUGAUAGCAGCUGCUGCAGCUGUUAGUGGUGUCAUUUUGGUGGCAGUAAUAGUGUUCGCUUGUUGUUUCUGUAGGCGUAAGAAAGCUAAACCGGUGCUACCUCCUCCACCACCUGCCAUCAUACCAGCUGUUAAAUCAGAUCAUGAGUGGGAGACGGUGUCGAUGUAUAGUGGUCGUAGUAUCCCAAGAGCUCGAAUAUAUAGCGUUGAUCCCACUGUCCAUAUAAACGGAUCGUACAACCACAAUUUUGUAAUGGACGACUCAAGAUCUCACAUGUCUCAAUUUUCUCAUAUGCCAAAUGUUUAUCCUAAAGUUAGGCCUACUGCUGAUGGCCAGUCUCAUCAUUCAUACUCUCAAUUCUCCAACAAGUACGGAAAUGGCCAUUCUCUUGGUCGCCCUGAGAUUCGCAAAUCUCAACAAUCUCUUUCCCAGCUCUCUGGUCACCAUUCUUACUUGGGGAGUCAUCUCUCGGCUUCUCCCCCAAAAAAGAAAAAAACCCGAAGAGACUACCGCCAAGUUAAUCGUCUCACAUCUGCUAGUUCUGUCCAUUCACUCACAGAAUACGAGAGUGACGGAAAUGGUCGGCCUGACAACCAUGGAGUAGAUCCGUAUGUGGACAAAAACAACGUAAUACCCACCCACACAAAUCACAGGAAAGAUUUUGGAGCUAGGUGAAACACUGGCGACGUGAAAUAGUGGUAUUGUGUUCAUUCACACAAUAUGUAAACUUAAACUUUAUCUGUAAUACUUUGGAAUUGUUUAACACGUGUUCCAGAUGAGCAUAAACUUGAGUCAUAGGGUAGUUCAAAUAUAGGGGCCCUUAGUAGUUGUGAAACUAAUAUUUCAAGUUAGUGCAGUGCUACAAAAGAAAAGUAUCUAACAAACACAUGGGUAGUGGUGUUCAGCUGGUAGCUGUAGAAAGUCAUUCUAGUUUUAAACAAUGCAAAAUUGCAAGGUCAACAAUGAGAACUCGAGACAACCAAUGAGGCGAAUCAAGCAAGCUCGGCGAUGUUUUCUUGCUUCGAGGUAACCCUCUUUCAACCUUGAUGUUUACUACACCAACAUGCAAGCGCUUUAGGGACCACCCAAGAAGUACAGAUAUACAAUCACUUUCAGUUUUAGUCAUUUCUCACAUGACCUUAUGCCUCUUUCUUGACUUUUUUACACAAUUGUUGCCUAGUUUUUCACUGUUUACAGACAGAUACGGGAGCGACAUUAUACCAUUAUUACAUAAAGUAAAGCUUUAACGUUUUUAUCGAGAUUAGGAAGAUGAUCGAUAUCUCUAAUUCUGCAAAACGCAGCAUAGUUGAAGACUAAAACAUUAAGGUCCAGUGUAUUUAACCCUUUUUUGCACGUUGUAACGUGCAGGUAACAAAUCUUUGUUGCUUAAUACAUAUACUUCAAUUCUGUAGUUGAAUGCUCUAAUUUCCAGAUAACAGUCUAAAUAAACUAUGGAAUUAUUUAUGUUGGUUUCUCAAUUGAACAAUAUUACAUCUAGGUAACGUACCCAUUUAUAACUUAUCAAAAUAUAUUUUACUAAAACAUUUUAUGUGCAAUAUAGAUCUAUUUAUGUAAGAAAUUGAAAGAAAACAUUUUUUCCACCAUGUUGUUUAGGUCAGAUAUCUCUAGGGUUCAGGUAUAGUCUAAUCAGAGAAGGAGCGACCAGUUAGCAGCACCUAUUGUACGGCAACACUUAAACAAAUAGCAAUAUUGAUUGUCACACUCAGGAAACCCCACAACUGAGAUUGCUGGGCCUGCUCAGUGGCACUUCACAUCUGAAAUCUGGGACUUGAAUUGGACGUUAUGAGACGCAUGGGCUGAAAGGCCAGGUACGAUAUCUCUAGAGUUCAGGUAUAACCGUCCUAAAUGUUUAACUUUGACCAGAGGGAAAGACCUCAGUAAUCGUACUACGAACUUUGGACCUUUCAAUCUGCAGUAGGCAGGCUAACCACUAGGCCACGCCCGUCACAUGCCUAAACGCAAGGCAAAUUUUUGUCAAAAUUACCUAUAAGUUUGUGAAAAAAUUAUAAUUUUUUUACCCGCAAUAACUGUAAAAAUAUAGUAAACGUUACUCUAAAAUCUAGUAAAUUGGCGUAUUUCAACACAAUUAUUUUAUAUAUGGAAAUAAUCAUACUCUGUUUUUUAUGCAUAGUUACAAUUUUCUAGCUAUUGGUUGGAAUUAAUCUAAAAGCAAUUAAACGUUAUUUGAACAGGGAAUG
Limulus polyphemus (Atlantic horseshoe crab) is the source of this 4131-nucleotide messenger RNA. RefSeq names its product leucine-rich repeat, immunoglobulin-like domain and transmembrane domain-containing protein 2. Lineage: Eukaryota; Metazoa; Arthropoda; Merostomata; Xiphosura; Limulidae. Gene Ontology annotation, molecular function: protein binding. Gene Ontology annotation, cellular component: extracellular matrix. The transcript is spliced from 4 exons. Bases 125 to 2587 code for a protein of 820 amino acids. The record is from RefSeq and is a predicted model, not a curated record.